AUGAAGCUAUCCGCUCUCUUCUUACUGCCGGCUGUCUGCAUCUCCGCCGUUGCGGGAGAGGGCUUUCUCGACAGACGCGCCGGUCGGUGUCAACCAAAUGACAUUUGCCAGAACGGUGUCGGCAACAGCGUCGACGUCGAUCCUCCGUUAAGCAGUCGCCUAGCCGACUGCAAGGCCUUCAACACCAUCACCGUCAGUCCUUACACAGUGACUACAACUGUGGGUACUGGCUUCAUCGCCGUUCGAAUUCCCACGGGUCUACCCGUGAAGAGAGAGCCGCCCAAUGCCAAUGUCGUUGGCCGCGCUGAGCUCACACCCGGUGCCACUGCUACCACUAUCACCCCGACCAUGGUCCCGUCGUACGCCACGUAUUGCGCGUCGGCAGCUGCAUACUUCAGCGCCUGUUCGCGCGCCGGUAUCACUGCAGUUACGACGACUCUGGAGACGCCGACGUCGACUGUGACAACAACCAGCGAUGACUGCCCUAUGAGACGUAUGGUGAAGAGAUCAGGCGAGGCCCUGGGCUACGAGUUUGAGGAUGGUUGGGACCGUAACAUUAUGCCUGGAAUUAGGAUAUACUAG
Molecule: messenger RNA, 582 nt
Organism: Ilyonectria robusta
Lineage: Eukaryota; Fungi; Ascomycota; Sordariomycetes; Hypocreales; Nectriaceae
Exons: 2
Coding region: 1-582 (193 amino acids)
Source: RefSeq, a predicted model, not a curated record